AUGGAACAGGUUAAUCAGUUAAAAGAGAAAGGUAAUGCUGCUUUAUCUUCGGGUAAAUACGAUGAAGCCAUUAAGUUCUACGCAGAAGGCAUUGCAUUAGAUCCAAACAACCACGUUUUAUAUAGUAAUCGAUCAGCCGCACACGCUAAGGCCGGUAACUAUGCGGCGGCUCUGGAAGACGCUAACAAAUGCGUGUCAAUUAACCCUUCAUGGAGUAAAGGUUAUUCUAGAAAGGGUAGUGCCUUAGCUUAUCUUGGUGACCAUGAAGAAGCAAUUGCCGCUUACGAGAAGGGGUUGGAGUUGGAACCUGGUAACCAACAGCUAGCUUCUGGUCUGGCAGAAGUGAAAAAACAAGCAGAGGAAACAAAAUUGAGAACAGAACAGCUCUUUGAAAAACUUAAAGCUGAUCCAAAAACUAGGGAAUGGCUUGAUGACCCUGAAUAUGUCAAAAUGGUCAAGAAACUGGGUUCAGGGUCACAGGGCUCUUUAGAUGGGAAAUUAAUGGAAGAUAAAAGAAUGUUGGCAACACUAAGUGUUAUGCUCGGUGUAGAUCUUGGAUCUCCUAUGGAUGUAGAUCAACCAGCUCCAGAGCCAAAACCGACUCCCCCACCAAAACAAGAACCGCCUAAACCUAACUACGAAGAUAUGCCAGAAAAUAGAAGGAUGGCAUUACAAGAAAAAGACAUUGGAAAUGAGUUUUAUAAGAAGAAAGACUUUGAUAAUGCUUUGCUACACUACAAUAAGGCAAUUGAACAUGACCCAGCUGAUAUUACUUUCUAUACAAAUGUAGCUGCCGUCUUCUUUGAGCAAAAAGAAUAUGAGAAGUGUGUCAAAGAAUGUGAAAAGGCAAUUGAAAUAGGAAGAGAGAAUAGAGCAGACUAUAAAUUGAUUGCAAAAGCAUUUACUAGAAUUGGUAAUGCUUAUAAAAAGAUGGAGCAAUGGAAGCUGGCCAGAACAUAUUAUGAAAAGUCUAUGUCUGAACAUCGUACUCCGGAGAUCAAGACUCUUCUAAGUGAGGUUGAAAAGAAGAUAGUUGAAGAAGAAAAAAAGGCAUAUGUUGACCCAGUGAAAGCUGAACAGGAGAAGGAACUGGGCAACAAAUUCUUCAAAAAAGGUGACUACAGUACAGCUAUGAAGCAUUACACAGAAGCCAUUCAACGUAACCCAGACGACCCUAAGCUUUACUCAAACAGAGCAGCCUGUUACACCAAACUAGCUGCCUUUGACCUUGGGCUCCGAGAUUGUGAAAAGUGUUGCAAACUCGAUCCUAAGUUUAUAAAAGGCUGGAUCCGAAAGGGCAAGAUUUUGCAGGGCAUGCAACAGCAUUCUAAAGCUCUCACAGCAUACCAAAAGGCAUUGGAGUUAGAUCCCAGCAAUGCUGAGGCCCUGGAUGGAUACCGUGCCUGCUCCACACAACUUAACUCUAACCCUGAAGAGGUCCGCAAGCGAGCCAUGUCAGAUCCAGAAGUACAGCAAAUACUCCGGGAUCCAGCUAUGAGAUGCAUCCUUGAACAAAUGCAGCAAGACCCACAUGCAUUACAGGACCAUCUUAAAAAUCCAGAGAUUGCUGCAAAAAUACAAAAGCUACUAGAGUCAGGACUCAUUGCUAUACAUUAG
This is a messenger RNA of Pieris macdunnoughi, 1617 nucleotides long. Lineage: Eukaryota; Metazoa; Arthropoda; Insecta; Lepidoptera; Pieridae. The record is from the annotation of a GenBank genome assembly.